This is a messenger RNA of Amborella trichopoda, 1062 nucleotides long. The record is from RefSeq and is a predicted model, not a curated record. Lineage: Eukaryota; Viridiplantae; Streptophyta; Magnoliopsida; Amborellales; Amborellaceae.
AUGUUAGAGGACAAAGGCCUGAGGAUGGAGAGGAUGAUGGGCUGGGUGACUCUCGAUUCAUUGGUGGUAGGCGAUCGAGUUCGAUCGAGGCCGGGGUGUCGCUUUUGUGAUCGGUGCUGUGGGUUUGGAGACAGUGGCCUAGGUGACGGCGGCGGUGGUGGUCUUGGCGGCGGUGGUGGUUUAGGUGGUGGUGGAGGAGGAAAAGGAGGAGGCUUUGGCGCUGGAGGCAGUGCUAGUGGCGGCAAUGGAGGGGGUGGAGGUUUUGGAGGUGGAGGUGGUGGCGGUGCUGGCGGUGGAAGUGGUGGUGGUUUUGGUGCUGGUGGAGGUCUUGGAGGAGUUAGUGGUGCAGGAGGAUUUUGUGGUGGCGGCAGCGGUGGUGGUGGAGCUGGACGGGGGCAGGGUAGCGGUUUUGGUGCGGGAGGUGGUGCUGGUAGUGGUGUUGGCGGAGUUGGUGGAGGUGGAGGGUUUGGGGGAGGUGGCGGUGGUGGUGCUGGUGUUGGUGCUGGAGGGGGGCAUGGUAGCGGUUUUGGUGAGGGAGGUGGUGUUGGCAGUGGUGCUGGCAAAGUUGGUGGAGGUGGGGGGUUUGGGGGAGGUGGUGGCGGUGGUGGCGGUGGUGUUGGCGGAGGAGCCGGACAUGGUGGAGGCUUUGGUGCUAGUGGUGGUGUAGGCAGCAGUGCAAGUGGUGCAGUUGGUGGAGGUGGAGGUGGAGGAUUCAGUGGCGGCAGUGAUGGUGGGGCUGGUGGAGUAAAAGGUGGUGGUUUUGGUGGAGGGGGAGGACUAGGUGGUGGUGUUGGUGAAGGUGGAGGACUUGGUGGCGGUGGUGGUGGUGGCAUUGGAGUUGGUGGAGUAUCAGGACAUGGUGGAGGUCAUGGUGCAGGUGGUGGAGUUGUUGGUGGUGGAGGUUUAGGUGGAGCUCAUGGAGGAAGUUUAGGCGGUGAGUUAGGAAAGGGUGCUGGGGUGGGUGGAAUAGGGAUAGGGGUCGGAGUCGGUGUGGGCGUGGGUGGCAGCUCAGGCGGCGGAGCUGGAUCUGGUAGUGGUGCAGGAGGUGAUGGGGGACAUUGA